Diplodia corticola is the source of this 432-nucleotide messenger RNA. RefSeq names its product major allergen alt. The coding region runs from base 1 to 432 and encodes 143 amino acids. Lineage: Eukaryota; Fungi; Ascomycota; Dothideomycetes; Botryosphaeriales; Botryosphaeriaceae. The transcript is spliced from 2 exons. The record is from RefSeq and is a predicted model, not a curated record.
AUGCAGCCCGCCACCCUCCUCCUCGCCGGCCUCGCCAGCCUCGCCGCCGCCGUCCCGCUGGCCGCCGACCCCAACGUCGUCGCCAUCCAGAACCUGUCGGUGCGCAAGAACAACGGCACCCAGGCCGCCUCCUUCACAAUCGCGCCCGCCGGCGCCAAGUGCUCGCAGACGGACUCGACCGCCCUCGUCUACCCCCGCAUGACCGAGUGCACGGGCGGCGCGUACAACUACUACUUCCAGAUCUCGGAGCUGGAGACGGCGGAUACUUGGAACUUGACCAUCACGAGGGAGGUUGGCAUGAACUCCGUUGUGAAUGGAAGUCUUGCGGUGCCCACGUACUGCCGUGCGGGUGGCAAUGGCGCAAACGAUUACGUUUGCAGUCAGGUUGGCAACUCGACGACCGUGUUGAACCAGCGCUUUGGUACCAACUAG